Vicia villosa (hairy vetch) is the source of this 1160-nucleotide messenger RNA. RefSeq names its product GDP-Man:Man(3)GlcNAc(2)-PP-Dol alpha-1,2-mannosyltransferase-like. The transcript is spliced from 4 exons. The record is from RefSeq and is a predicted model, not a curated record. Lineage: Eukaryota; Viridiplantae; Streptophyta; Magnoliopsida; Fabales; Fabaceae. The coding region runs from base 735 to 1124 and encodes 129 amino acids. Gene Ontology annotation, biological process: protein N-linked glycosylation. Gene Ontology annotation, cellular component: endoplasmic reticulum membrane. Gene Ontology annotation, molecular function: GDP-Man:Man(3)GlcNAc(2)-PP-Dol alpha-1,2-mannosyltransferase activity.
UUACACUUCUCAAAAUUCUCACGCUCUCCUCUUUCUCUUCCAAAACGGUUUCUCCUCUUCUUUCAAAACCGACACAUUCUCUUCACUCACCAUUCUCUUCAAUGCACGGUUACAUUACAUUGACUGUUUGUCUUCCCAUUUUCAAAACGAUUCAAUCUAUCUUCAAUUACCAUUCUCUUCAUCUCCAUUCAACUUUCGCAACCGCCCACAUCCACCUCUGCCUACUCCGCUCUAGAUCGAAACCUGCGUCGCCUGCAACUGCUGAUUUUGCCGUCGUAUCCCCAACACCGACGACUACACCACCGCCGCGCAUCUACGAUUGAAACAUGGUAUGUCGAUAUUGGCUUUUGGUUCCUGAUGGAAAUAGAUAGAAAGAUGUGAUAAAGGGCUUUUUCAGGGCUUAAUUAGAGGCUAAAAUCAGAAACAAAUGGAGGAUAGCAACAGACCGAAUUCCCAUCACAAGGGUCUCCGACCAAAAUCACCUAAGGGUCUUCGAACCGGUUAAAUCAGCACUGCUGAUAAAAAGAUAAGUGUAUUUACUUACAACUGGUACCAUUACAUCAAUUCUAUUAUGUAAUUGUUAAAACUGUUCUUUCAUAAACUUAAUGAAUCUCUGUCUUGAUGUAAAUUCAGUGGUAAAUCAAAGAAUGUUAAUCUGAUUGCCCCACUCCGAAGCCAACGUUCAAUUCAUCCAAUAGAAGAAUCAACAUAAUUCAGCAGUGAAGUCACAAUUGAUGUUGCAAUUGAAUACAAAUUUUGAUUUGGCAAUGUUUAAUGGAGAAAUCCUAUGUCAGGCUCACAGUCUCCAACUUGAGGCCUUUUCAGUUUCCAUUAAGAGAUUAGAUCCCGGCUUGCCGAAACCUAAGCUCCAGUUUGUCAGCAGCUGUAGAAAUAAAUCAGAUGAAGAUAGACUACAAAUCUUAAAAGAGAAAUCAAUUGAGCUGAAUGUGAAUGAACAAGUGGAAUUCCACAAGAAUGUAACAUACAGGGCGGAACUGAGUCAUACAACUGUUGUACCGAAUGAUCCCGGGGCUGAACAUAGUCAUACAAAUGUUGUACCGAAUGAUGCAGGGGCAAAACUGAAUCCUACAGCUGAUAUACCGAAUAUUGUAGGUGCUGGCUGAAAGCAUAUUAGGGGUGAGAACUCUAAUGUCGAUAAU